AUGGACCGUACGUUAAUUUCACUUAAUGAGGCGAAUUUAGAGGAUCCCAAGGCAGAGGCAGGGCAUACAAUUCCGAAUGGCGUGGAAAUGGUGAGAUCUGAGGUGGAAUAUCUGAGCUGCUGCUUAUCAUGUUAUCAAGCUGUAGGUGGUCCUGUGGGUGGGUUAGGGCUGAGGUUGUCUUAUGACAGUGGGAAUGGGAGGAAUGAGUUCUACAAUUCAUUGUUUGUUGGGUGCAAACAAACAACAUACAAGUCAAGAUGCAUGCUUUGCUGUCCUCUUCUCUUACAUUACAGAUGUGACAAAGGGUGUGCAUGGAAUAUUGACAGUGGAGAGUAG
Sphenostylis stenocarpa is the source of this 336-nucleotide messenger RNA. The record is from the annotation of a GenBank genome assembly. Lineage: Eukaryota; Viridiplantae; Streptophyta; Magnoliopsida; Fabales; Fabaceae.